Messenger RNA from Anisakis simplex (herring worm), 201 nucleotides. The record is from the annotation of a GenBank genome assembly. NCBI's taxonomy places the organism in Eukaryota, Metazoa, Nematoda, Chromadorea, Rhabditida, Anisakidae.
AAUCUUGGUGUACUCCGUGCCUACACAUCAACAGCCAGCUCUGCAAAAGAUCGAAACAAGGCGAUGGCAUUAGGUAUUGCUUCGUUUGUGAUUGGCCAAUCCAUUGGACCCGGAAUGCAGAUCAAAAAUUGUCCAACCAAAGGCACCAAAGGCACUAAGGCACCAUGCAUGCUUCUAGGCACUAUUCACACCGAUCGGUGA